AUGUCACAUGUGUGCGAUGUCUUUGAGCGGCGUGGGCUGCUCGUGAAGCAUAUGGCACAGCAACUUUCAGAUAUAGUGGCAGCCGUGGAGGAGCGUCCGAAAAGGGCUAGGGAGGAUUAUGGGGCCGAUGAUGGCAAAGCGUUCAAGUGCCGCUGGUGCGCAAUUAAGUACACUGUAUACGCGUGGCUGCAGAAGCACACGGAAAAGCAGUUAACGCGCGGCGCUAUGAAGCCACAAGACGUGUCCGGUAGUGAUGGCGAGGCAGAGCAGGAGGAGCAGGAUAAAAGGGAAUUUGUAUGCUACAGGUGCCAACGCGUCCUCAAAAGCAAGACAUGGCCCACCAGGCACAAGUACGAACCAACCUCGAACACGAACUCUGAAGACUCGGACGUGGCGAAGCAGUCAGUUACAGUGGCGUGUUCCAUUUGUAGAAAGCAGUAUCAUUACAGAUGGUUACCGCAACGCAUACCGACCAAGCACCUGGGUCACGACGAGUCAUUGCGUCCUCAGCCACGCGUGAAGCCGAAGCGAAAGGUAGUGAGAGCAGAGGCUCAGGCACAGAGUGAGGUGAGUGAGUCAUUGGAGUCAGCAGGAAGGGACAAUGGGGAAAGACCGCCUAAGCGUCUUCGGGUAGUCCGCCACACAGAAGGCAAAGAGGGAAUGGACAAUGUGUGCGGUGGAAACAGCAGUGUGUACAAGCAGUGGUGCUCACUGGUUUGGCAUACGCGCACGCCACGACAGUGA
This is a messenger RNA of Trypanosoma brucei brucei TREU927, 744 nucleotides long. RefSeq lists its product as hypothetical. Bases 1 to 744 code for a protein of 247 amino acids. Lineage: Eukaryota; Euglenozoa; Kinetoplastea; Trypanosomatida; Trypanosomatidae. The transcript has a single exon. The record is from RefSeq and is a predicted model, not a curated record.